UUCAGCCCCGAAGCUGACAUCUUCGAUACCCCCUCCGCGUUCGUAGUGCAUGUGUCGCUGCCUGGUGCGAAGAAGGAGGAUGUCGGUGUGAACUGGGACCACGAGAAGUCGGAGCUUUCGAUCGCUGGUGUGAUCUACCGUCCUGGCGACGAGGAUUUCCUCAAGACGCUGGCGAUGGACGAGCGCAAGGUCGGUCCCUUCGAGCGGAAGGUGAGGCUGGGCACGCGGGCCAACCCUGCCGCUAUCGACGCGGACGGCAUUACUGCCAAGCUGGAGGAUGGCGUGUUGAGAGUCGAGGUGCCGAAGAUGGGAGACAGCGACUUUGUGCAGGUGCGCAAGGUGGACAUAGAGUAG
This is a messenger RNA of Paraphaeosphaeria sporulosa, 354 nucleotides long. Its product is annotated as HSP20-like chaperone. The annotation marks the transcript as partial. The record is from RefSeq and is a predicted model, not a curated record. Gene Ontology annotation, biological process: protein complex oligomerization; response to heat; response to hydrogen peroxide. NCBI's taxonomy places the organism in Eukaryota, Fungi, Ascomycota, Dothideomycetes, Pleosporales, Didymosphaeriaceae. The transcript has a single exon.